Beta vulgaris subsp. vulgaris (sugar beet) is the source of this 2255-nucleotide messenger RNA. RefSeq names its product DEK domain-containing chromatin-associated protein 1. The record is from RefSeq and is a predicted model, not a curated record. Lineage: Eukaryota; Viridiplantae; Streptophyta; Magnoliopsida; Caryophyllales; Amaranthaceae. Gene Ontology annotation, cellular component: nucleus. The transcript is spliced from 11 exons. Gene Ontology annotation, biological process: chromatin organization; regulation of double-strand break repair. Gene Ontology annotation, molecular function: DNA binding; histone binding. Bases 274 to 1923 code for a protein of 549 amino acids.
AGCCCGCCUUAGCCAAAAAAAAAUUCGACAUUUCCACCCCUAAAAGACCCCUCCCAAAUCUCUCUUUCUCAUUCUCCCCCCCAAAAUUCCACAAAAUUUUCUCUCUCUCCACCCCAAUUUUCUCUCCCCAAAUUUUCGCACCAAAUCACAUCUCACUUCUCUCCCCUGUCCGAUCACUGAUUUCACUACUUUAGGGUUUCCAAUUUCUGCUAGGGUUUUACUAAACCUCUUCAGAUUUCUGCUCCAUUUUCGCAAAGCUUGCACAAUUCAUCCAUGGCGUCGGAAGUUCAAGAUGAUAAGAAGCCUGAGAAUGAGCCUGAGGUUGAAGAAGAUGUUAAAAAAGAGGACGAAGUAGGAGUGAGAGAAACUGGCGAGGAAGAGAAAAUGGAGGAGAUAGAAGAGGUUAAAGAAGGCGAAGAAGAAAAGGAGAAGAUUGUGAAGAAAGGUAAGAGAGAUCGUAAGCAGGGGAAGAAGAAAGCAGAGGAGAAAGAAGGGAAGGAAGUAAAGGAGGAUGUAGAGGAAGAAGUGGAGGAAGAAGAGUCGGAGAAGAAGAAGAGAAAGAGUUCGCCGUCAAGUCCGAAAGAAGCUGCUACACCUAAAGUGGAGAGGCCUACAAGAGAGAGGAAAGCUGUUGAGAGAUACUCGAUUGCUUCUCCGGCUAGUCGGUCCUCCGGUGGGAAAUCGUUGUCGAUUGCGAAGGGUAGUGGAACGCAGCUUAAGGAUAUUCCAAAUGUGGCUUAUAAACUGUCAAAGAGAAAGCCUGAUGAUAAUCUGCAACUAUUGCACACAGUUCUUUUUGGAAAGAAAGCAAAGGUGCAUAAUUUGAAGAAAGAUAUAGGUCAAUUUUCAGGCUUUGUGUGGACUGACAACGAGGAAAAGCAGCGAGCUAAAACAAAGGAGAAGAUUGACAAAUGUGUUAAAGAAAAAUUGCUGGACUUUUGUGAUGUGCUCAAUAUUCCUAUCAACAGAGCUUCUGUCAAGAAGGAAGAUCUUUCUGUGAAGUUGUUAGAGUUUUUGGAGUCACCACAUGCUACUACUGAAACUUUGCUUGCUGACAAGGAUCAGAAAGGAAAAAAGCAGAAAAAAAAGGCAACACCUGUAAAGAGCCGAAGUUCGAAAGCUUCAUCUGCUGAAAAGUCAGCUAAGAAAACUCCAACUGGAGAAAAACGGAAAAGGUCAGCAGAAUCUGAUGAAGAACUUGAAGCUGAUGACAAGGAUGAGAAUUUGGAUAGCAGAUCUCACUCCUCAGAAGAGGAGGAAGAUUCCAUGCAGAAAGUAGAGAGUGAUCAGGAGACUGAUUCAGAGCAAGAGGAAGAGGAAGUUAAAGAAAAUAUUACAACCCCAAAGAGUUCGGCUAAGGACAACUCUGGGGCCAAAAAUGGGAAAAAAUCUACAACUACUAAGAAAAUUAGCUCUGAGAAAUCAGCCAAAAGCCCUGCAAAAUCUGCCAAGAAAACCUCUAACACUCCUAAAAAAUCUACAGCUGUUACUGAAGCCUCUGCCUCUUCCUCCAAAGCAAAGGGGUCGUCAGGUAAGAAGAAAAAGGUCGAGGAGGAAACUGAUAAAGAGAAUUCCACUCCUACUGAAGUGAAGGCCACAAGCAAGAAGCAAAGAAGCAAGUCAUCAACUAAAUCUGCAGCCAAAGAUCAAGGUAAAGGGAAAACAAAGAAAGAAGCAAAACCAGAGCCCACAAAUGAAGAAUUGCAUGCUCAGGCCGUAAAUAUUUUGAAAGAAGUGGACUUCAAUACUGCAACUCUAUCUGAUAUACUCCGACUGCUUGGUUCCCACUUUGGCUUGGACUUGAUGCACAGAAAGGGAGAAAUUAAGGCCAUUAUAACAGAUGUAAUUGAAAACAUGUCUAAUGAUGAUGAGGAAGAAGAUGAGGAUGAUGGCGAGGAUACAGAGGACUCUGGAAAGGAAUAAGUAUGGUAAUUGCAAUAUUUAUCGAAUGUGAAUGGAUGUAAUGUUGGCUCUUUUGAUGCUUUCAGCUAGCCUACUCUUGUGAUUUUGAUCAAAUCAUCUCAAUUGCAGUAGAGAUCUUUAUACCAUAGAUUGUAGACUUGUAGAUUAGAGAAAAGUCUGCAGCAAGAAGUAUUUGGUCUGUGUGUACCAUAGACAAUUCUUUUCUUUUACCUCAAAAGCUGUUAAUUAGGUUGUAUUAGAUGUCUCUAACAUCUGUAUUUCUUAUUGUAUUGAGGAUAUUUUUUUGUUGAAAUCUCUUUGAAUAUCAAUAGAGUUUUGUAGCAUUUCAAGUA